UGGACGAACAAAUGGAUAACGUAAGAUAGUUUUAUUUUAUCAAAUGGUAAUCGUAUAUCGAUUAUUAUUACUCGAUAGUAACGAUAGAAUUUUAUCAUAGGAAUUUUGGUUUUUGCUAUAUCAAAUCAGACCGUAUGCCGCAUUGAUGCCAUCACCUAAUGCAAAAACGAUAGUCACUGCUUGGAUUCAAACUCUAUGUCGAUUGAGCUGUAACAAGUGUAGCAAAAUGAAAGGACUUAGAAACGAUUACGCUUACGCCCUUUACGGAUACGUAAGGGAUUUGCGAAUAGCCGGACCGUUCGAAGAUUAUCCGCCUAUGAAUUAUCUCGAAUCGUUACCAGAAGCAGCCAGGCAAGCCGCAAAGAAGCAUCCACUGACGUCGCCUUUUUCUCAAGAGGCAGAUUCCUUUAUUAUGGAACAACCAACAACCGAGGAAGGUGCUUUUUGUUAUAUCGCUGUGACGGGUGACGUCAUUGAAACCACCGCCAAGUAAUCGUAAAAAAAAGGGGCAAGGAAAAACAAAACAAGCAAAGCAAACAAA
This is a messenger RNA of Vespa mandarinia (Asian giant hornet), 541 nucleotides long. RefSeq lists its product as uncharacterized. The record is from RefSeq and is a predicted model, not a curated record. NCBI's taxonomy places the organism in Eukaryota, Metazoa, Arthropoda, Insecta, Hymenoptera, Vespidae.